Molecule: messenger RNA, 2361 nt
Organism: Mauremys mutica (yellowpond turtle)
Lineage: Eukaryota; Metazoa; Chordata; Testudines; Geoemydidae
Product: zinc finger protein 850-like
Exons: 3
Biological process (GO): negative regulation of transcription by RNA polymerase II
Molecular function (GO): DNA-binding transcription repressor activity, RNA polymerase II-specific
Source: RefSeq, a predicted model, not a curated record
AAGCAUCACAGAAUCCACACAGGGAAGAGGCCCUAUGAAUGCAGUGAGUGUAGAAAAACCUUCAGUCGCAGUUCGCACCUUAUUAGGCAUCAAAGAAUCCACACAGGGGAGAGGCCCCAUAAAUGCAGUGAGUGUGGGGAAAAAUUCAGUCGCAGUUCACACCUUAUUAGGCAUCGGAGAAUCCACACAGGGAAGAGGUCCUAUGAAUGCAGUGACUGCGGGAAAACCUUCAGUCGCAGUUCACACCUUAUUAGGCAUCGGAGAAUCCACACAGGGAAGAGGUCCUAUGAAUGCAGUGAGUGUGGGAAAAGCUUCACUAGCAGAUCAGGCCUUUAUCAACAUCAGAGAAUCCACACAGGGGAGAGGCCCUACGAAUGCAGUGAGUGUGGGAAAAGCUUCACUAGCAGAUCAGGCCUUACUGGGCAUCAGAGAAUCCACACAGGGGAGAGGCCCUAUGAAUGCAGUGAGUGUGGGAAAACCUUCAAUCGCAGGUCAAACCUUCUUACCCAUCAGAGAAUCCACACAGGGGAGAGGCCCUAUGAAUGCUGUGAGUGUAGAAAAUGCUUCACUGACAGCUCAGCCCUUUCUCAACAUCAGAGAAUCCACACAGGGGAGAGGCCCUAUGAAUGCAGUGAGUGUGGGGAAACCUUCAAUCGCAGCUCAGUCCUUAUUAGACAUCGGAGAAUCCACACAGGGAAGAGGCCCUAUGAAUGCAGUGAGUGUGGAAAAGCUUUCAGUCGCAGUUCACACCUUAUUAGGCAUCAGCGAAUCCACACAGGGGAGAGGCCCUAUGAAUGCAGUGAGUGUGGGAAAAGCUUCACUAGCAGCUCAGGCCUUUCUGAACAUCAGAAAAUUCACACCGGGAAGAGGCCCUAUGAAUGCACUGAGUGUGGAAAAUGCUUCCCUAGCAGCUCAGGCCUUUCUCAACAUGAGAGAAUUCACACAGGGGAGAGGCCCUAUGAAUGCAGUGAGUGUGGAAAAUGCUUCACUAGCAGCUCAGGCCUUUCUAAACAUCAGAGAAUCCACACAGGGGAGAGGCCCUAUGAAUGCAGUGAGUGUGGGAAAAACUUCACUAGCAGCUCAAACCUUCUUACCCAUCAGAGAAUCCACACAGGGGAGAGGCCCUAUGAAUGCAGUGAGUGUGGAAAAUGCUUCACUGACAGCUCAGCCCUUUCUCAACAUCAGAUAAUCCACAGAGGGGAGAGACCCUAUGAAUGCAGUGAGUGUGGGAAAACCUUCAGUCGCAGUUCACACCUUAUUAGGCAUCAGAGAAUCCACACAGGGAAGAGGCCCUAUGAAUGCAGUGAGUGUGGAAAAUGCUUCACUAGCAGCUCAGUCCUUUCUCAACAUCAGAGAAUCCACACAGGGGAGAGGCCCUAUGAAUGCAGUGAGUGUGGAAAAUGCUUCACUAGCAGCUCAGGCCUUUCUCAACAUCAGAGAAUCCACACACGGGAGAGGCCCUAUGAAUGCAGUGAGUGUGGAAAAUGCUUCCCUGACAGCUCAGCCCUUUCUCAACAUCAGAGAAUCCACACAGGGGAAAGGCCCUAUGAAUGCAGUGAAUGUGGGGGAAAAUUCAAUCGCAGCUCAGACCUUAUUAGACAUCAGAGAAUCCACACAGGGAAGAGGCCCUAUGAAUGCAGUGAGUGUGGGAAAACCUUCAAUCGCAGCUCAAACCUUCUUACCCAUCAGAGAAUCCACACAGGGGAGAGGCCCUAUGAAUGCAGUGAGUGUGGGAAAACCUUCAGUCGCAGUUCACACCUUAUUAGGCAUCAGAGAAUCCACACAGGGGGGAGGCCCUAUGAAUGCAGUGAAUGUGGGGGAAAUUUCAAUCGCAGCUCAGACCUUAUUAGACAUCAGAGAAUCCACACAGGGAAGAGGCCCUAUGAAUGCAGUGAGUGUGGGAAAACCUUCAAUCGCAGCUCAAACCUUCUUACCCAUCAGAGAAUCCACACAGGGGAGAGGCCCUAUGAAUGCCGUGAGUGUGGAAAAUGCUUCACUGACAGCUCAGUCCUUUCUCAACAUCAGAGAAUCCACACAGGGGAGAGGCCCUAUGAAUGCAGUGAGUGUGGAAAAUGCUUCACUAGCAGCUCAGGCCUUUCUCAACAUCAGAGAAUCCACACACGGGAGAGGCCCUAUGAAUGCAGUGAGUGUGGAAAAUGCUUCACUGACAGCUCAGCCCUUUCUCAACAUCAGAGAAUCCACACAGGGGAGAGGCCCUAUGAAUGCAGUGAAUGUGGGGGAAAAUUCAAUCGCAGCUCAGACCUUAUUAGACAUCAGAGAAUCCACACAGGGAAGAGGCCCUAUGAAUGCAGUGAGUGCAGGAAAACCUUCUCCUCCUACUUCGCCAAUGUCAGACUCUGA